Messenger RNA from Drosophila navojoa, 1307 nucleotides. RefSeq names its product Nimrod B1 (gene NimB1). The record is from RefSeq and is a predicted model, not a curated record. NCBI's taxonomy places the organism in Eukaryota, Metazoa, Arthropoda, Insecta, Diptera, Drosophilidae.
UCUCUCUCUCUCUCUCUCGCUCGCUCUGUUUCUCUACGCUAGCUGAUAAGGCGCUGAAUCUAAAUCACUGCGCUCAUUCGAUUCAAGAAGCUGUAGAAGUAAACAACGCGAGAAAUGCACUGCAAAUGGAAAUGGAAGUGGACUGAAGUGCUGCCUCCGCUGAUGCUGCUGGGCUUGGCAGCGGGAUCGGAGCUGUAUGGCGAUAUACACACAGCUUCCGAAUUUGAGGCACUAAGUCUAACGCACACGAAUCUGUGUCAGCGCGAACUGCCUGCCAUCUUCUUUCAGACUAACAAGAAUCAGCCGGUGCGUGGCAAUGGCUCGAGCAUCUUUUUCCAGCGCAUCGAACAGUGCUGCGCUGGCUAUCGAACAGAUCCGCAUAGCGGGCAAUGUGUGCCGGAUUGUGGGCUCAAUACGCCGGACAAUUGCCGGAACGGCUUCUGCCGCGUCACGGGCCAGUGCGAAUGCUUCCCGGACUUUGUGCGCAACGAGCAGGGCGCUUGCAUACACACCUGCCCGAUCGCCUGCCAGCAUGGACGCUGCUAUCUGAAUGGCACCUGUGCUUGCCAGCCGGGCUACAUUCUGGAUCCAGAGACUCGCCUCUUCUGCCGCGCUCGCUGUCCCAAGGGCUGUGGCACGCAUGAGCAGUGCGUGGCGCCCGAUAAGUGCGAGUGCUUGCCGGGCUAUCGACAUAGCCCAGAGCUGGGCUGCCAGCCCAUCUGUGCGCCGGACUGUGGCUACGGGAAAUGCGUGGCGCCCAAUCAAUGCGAAUGCAUUCCGGGCUUCAUCAAGCGACGACAGCGCAACGUCUGCGAGGCCGAAUGCUAUCUACACUGCGAGAAUGGCUUCUGUGAGUCCCGCUUCAAAUGCAACUGUCGUACGGGCUAUCAAUAUGAUGAGAAUACGACCAGCUGCCUUCCAGUUUGCCCGGACGACUGUGGGCGUGGCAAUGGAGUGUGCAUUGCGCCUGGCAUCUGCCGCUGCUUCGAGGGCUACGAGCUGCGCGGCAACAGCUGUGAGCCCAAGUGCGACAGCUCCUGCGGGGACUAUGGCAAAUGUCUGUCGCCCAAUGUCUGCGGCUGUGUUCCAAAUGAACAGCACUGCCUGAAUGGCAGCUGCGAUGCCCAUGGCCACUGCGUUUGUCCAGCUGGACAGACGCACUACGUCGGCCAGUGCCUGGAGCCACAACAUAUUGAACGGAAGCUGAGCAGCUGGCAGCAGCGUACAGAGCUCAAUGAAGACAUGAAGUACGAGUUUAAUGCUUUAAUCGGCCGUCUGUUUAAUUGGUCGUAGUUCUUAAAUAACAA